Messenger RNA from Humulus lupulus (European hop), 717 nucleotides. RefSeq lists its product as uncharacterized. Lineage: Eukaryota; Viridiplantae; Streptophyta; Magnoliopsida; Rosales; Cannabaceae. The record is from RefSeq and is a predicted model, not a curated record. The transcript is spliced from 2 exons. Bases 1 to 717 code for a protein of 238 amino acids.
AUGUCAUCUGAAGAUAUGUUCGAUCAUUACACCGCCGUUGCUACUCCCUCGAGCAGGAAGAAAGACAGCAAGAGGGUCCGCGGAGAAAGCAGCAAAGCUGCUUCAAAGAAGGCCCAGACUGAGGGUCCUUCAGCAGCUGCUCCUUCGAAGGAAACCACGCCACCUCCUACAAAGGAAACAAUGCCACCUCCUUCUCCACUUGACCAGCCAUCUCCAACGGCACCGGUCAACCAGAACUCUACUCCUCCAGCGCCUACCGACCAUCCAUGCCACACUCAACCCGAAGACACCCUGACCAUCACUGUGGUCAGUUCGGCCAGGGAGAGAAUAUACAAACUCUCCAAGCACAAACGCAGACAAGAGGCCAUCGUCGGCACCAACUCCAUGGAGGCCGACCAAAUAAUAAACCGAGGGUUGAACGAGAUAGCCAGUGGAUUGCUGACUAUCACUGCUGGUUGGCGCCGCACGAGGACCUUGGUUACCCAGACCAAGGACUUAGACACCAGGCACACUGAGGCGAUGAAGGUGCUCAAGGGGAAGAAUGCUGAACUGCUCAAGAAAAAUGCAGAACUGACCAACCAGAACAAUGAACUGCGCGAGCAGAAAGCCCAGCUGACCGAAGAGUUGUUGGAGUGUCGGACUGCCCUAACCAAAUCUAACGAAGACAAAGAGAAGUUCAGGGAGUGCGGUAAGCUCAACUACCAAGAGGCCAAAUAG